GUAAAGGUACAAAUCUAUUUUUUCUCUUCACUUUUCUCUAGGAGAAAUUCAAUACAUAACACACUGUUGGAGCAAAAUGUCUUCAUACUCAGAGCAAACAUGGUACAGCGUAUAUGACUCAGUUUCUGUCGUACAGAAUGCCCUUCAGGGUACUGUUCUCUAUCAGGAAGCUCCAGCCUCUCAAUCUAGCGAUAAUCAAAGUCCUUCUUAUGCUAUAACACAAUAUCUACUGAGAGAGGUGCCAGAAUUUUGGCGACUUCCAAAGCUUCGGCAGAAGGCAAAGUGUCAGAAGGGCUGGGAAAAUCCGGAAGGCGACCAAUUCUUUGAGAAGCAGCGUAAAACAGCAGAUAAUGCUGACAAAAAGACGGCCAAGCAUUUCUUCAGAAUGAUGAAGAAUAUAGGGCAUGAUAUGCACCAAAUGACUGAUGUUUUCUGCAUCAACGGCCUCAAUCCAGACAAGCAGGCUAUCCUUGAUAUGUGUGUGGCACCAGGAGGCUUUCUUGCGACAGCAUUGAGGAUUAAUCCCCAAGCCCGGGCUAUUGGAUUCAGUCUACCAAAAUCUGAAGGAGGUCAUAAUGUUCUUUUACCUAAACAUCACAAUGUUUCACUGAAGUUUCUCGACAUUACUUUGUUGGCUACAGAUAUGGGCCGGUUGGAUAUCCCCAACGGUCACCCAGAUGCAGGAAAGUUCUUACCUCGUCAAUUUUCUUCUGAACAGAGAUUUGACCUAGUCAUAUGUGACGGCCAAGUACUAAGAACACACGAGAGGGCCACCUACCGUGAGCAUCGUGAAGCCAGAAGACUGACCUUGACACAACUGGCGCUUGGAUUAGAGCAUGUCAAGUUAGGGGGAACUAUGAUUGUUCUACUUCACAAAGUCGAAUCAAGAAGAUAUGGGAUGUUGCAACAUUUGGGACAGACGAUAUGUACCACCAAACUCUCCAUGAGUAUAGUGUGGACAUUGAUCUCUUGUUAAGAGAUUUUGGCCCCAGAUUAGCCAUGUUAGGUAAGCAUGUUUGGAGUAUUCAGGCAGAUGCACUAGCGAAAUCUCCUUUCGUCAGACACAGUGCAUUGUCUAAUGGAGCGCCGAAUAUUUGAUGGUUAUUGUACAGGAUUGAACCAGUGGCAUUAGGACACUUGCUCGAUGGAAAGAUGCAUGUAAUGCUAGCAACCUGGCCAGUGAAUUUAGAAAG
This is a messenger RNA of Aspergillus uvarum CBS 121591, 1193 nucleotides long. RefSeq lists its product as uncharacterized. The record is from RefSeq and is a predicted model, not a curated record. Bases 77 to 976 code for a protein of 299 amino acids. NCBI's taxonomy places the organism in Eukaryota, Fungi, Ascomycota, Eurotiomycetes, Eurotiales, Aspergillaceae. Gene Ontology annotation, molecular function: methyltransferase activity. Gene Ontology annotation, biological process: methylation. The transcript has 3 exons.